Messenger RNA from Tuber aestivum (summer truffle), 4661 nucleotides. Lineage: Eukaryota; Fungi; Ascomycota; Pezizomycetes; Pezizales; Tuberaceae. The record is from the annotation of a GenBank genome assembly.
AUGUUGCCCCGUGUGGCCAACCGUGCAACAGCCCCACCAAGAGCCGCAAAGCUCACCCCGCGGAUUCCGCCAACCUUUUUUCCACUUCUGUCACAAACCUCCAUCCACAAACCGCUGAGUGUCAUGACGGGGGCUAGCUGCUCAUAUAUUUCCAUUGGAGGGAAUCGAAACCCAGCGGCUGCGGAUUGGUCAUCUUCCGGGCUUCUUGCUUUCGGUGCUGGAAGAUGCAUAUCGUUGUGGAAUCCAUUGGUUGGUGUGAAGUGAAGUCUUGAUUUCGUUCCAUCAUCAUGCAUGACUAAUUCUGUUUAAACUGCCAGGAUCCCAAGUAUCGUGGAGUUUUUUCCACCCUCAAAGGGCAUACUGAUCGCGUUAAUGUCGUUCGAUUUCUACCCGGCCAAGGUUUAGCGGAGGACAUCAUCAUCUCUGGAUCGGUUGAUCAGUCACUCCGUAUCUGGCAACGCCCCGAAUGUUCUGAUUCAUUUAGUCUUUGCUCUGUUAUCGAGGGGGUUCACAAGACUUCCGUAAGUGCUGUUGCAACAUGUUCUCGGCUUCCUUCAGUGUUUGCAUCGGCUUCGGUGGACGGGAUAGUUGCUGUGUUUAGCCUUUCAAUGCUGUCUCAAGGGAAAUUGGAUGUGAAACUUCUUCAAACGUUCUCUACUGCACCUAAAUUUUAUCCCUUGGCAUUAGCAUUGUCCGUUCUUCCCUCUCCACCCUCAUCGGGUUCCCCAGCUCUUGUACUGGCGGUAUCAGGAUCUGCGUCAUCAGUCUCGAUAUAUCUGUCUUCCUCGCCUUCAUCUCAGUUUUCCUACCAGGCUACUCUAUCCGGCCAUGAAAACUGGAUUCGUUCUCUUGCAUUUGCUCUCGAGGACUGCUCUAAUCCGGGGUCCGAUUUGCUAUUAGCCUCUGCAUCUCAGGACAAAUAUAUCCGAUUGUGGCGCAUACAUCCCGGAGAAGAGCUGCCGCCAGCAGCGGCAGAAGGGGAGAGUAAAACAUUCGGUCUUAGCAACCGUCUAUCCAACAAAGCCCACAAACUUCGAGCCGAGGGUGAUGAGGUGUGGUCCGUCACUUUUGAGGCAUUGCUCAUGGGCCAUGAAGACUGGAUAUACACUGCAGUAUGGAGGCCCCAGACAGUAGACGGGUCAGGUUUGAGAUUACUGUCAACAUCUGCUGAUAACUCACUUUCCAUCUGGGCACCCGAAGAAUCCUCAGGAAUCUGGCUCACUACGUCUCGAUUAGGAGAAAUAUCUGAUUGUAAGGGGGCAUCUACUGCGACUGGUUCUGCUGGUGGCCUGUGGAUGGGAUUAUGGAGUCCGGACGGAGAGGCAGUCGCAGCACUAGGUAAAACUGGGUCCUGGAGGCUUUGGAAACACAACACCCAGGACGAUCGAUGGGUUCAGAGUGUGGGCAUAGGAGGGCAUGUGAAGGAGGCAAUGGGAUGCUCGUGGGAAAAGACAGGUGGAUAUCUACUAUCGACUGGGCUGGACCAGACUACGAGGCUCUCUGCGGAAUGGAUCAGGAAGAAUGAGGACCUGAGUUCUUGGCAUGAGUUUUCGAGGCCGCAGAUCCAUGGGUAUGAUAUCAAUUGUAUAGCAAGCCUGGGAAGGAACGGGUUUGUUUCUGGUGCAGACGAGAAGCUACUAAGAGUCUUCGAUGAGCCGAAAAGUAUUGCAGGGCUUCUUGAGAAUCUAAGCGGCAUAAAGGAAUUAUCAAGAGUAGGUGAUGUUCCUCUAGAUAAGUUGGAAGUUCUAACAGUAGCCGGUGGUUUAUCAGGAAUCAAUGCCAGACGCAGCCAACAUCCCAGUACUAGGACUAUCUAAUAAAGCAGUCGAUGGCUCAAUGGUCCUCCCAUUACACAAUGGGAGCGCCCCGGAGGAAGAAAAUGAUGAAAACAAAGAACAACAGGUGCCCGCUCAAUCAGCAACAUCAAUUAUAGAGAACCUUAAUCACCCACCCCUUGAGGAUCACCUCGCUAGACACACACUCUGGCCUGAGAGAGAAAAGCUUUACGGCCACGGAUACGAGAUAUCAGCGGUAUCGUGCUCACCCGAUGGAAAGCUCAUUGCAACAGCGUGCAAAGCCAGCACCAUAGAUCACGCAGUUAUAAGGCUUUUCGAAACGGAAACCUGGCAGGAAGUAAAACCUCCUUUGAAGUCGCAUUCCCUCACAGUUCAUAGAAUGGCAUUCAGUCCUGAUGGGAGCCGACUGUUGAGUGUGGGCAGGGAUCGUGCGUGGACCGUGUUUGAGAAGCGAGAUGUGGGAUGGGAAGUGCUGGAGAUGAGGGAAAAGGGCCAUACUAGGAUCAUAUGGGAUGGAAAGUGGGCUCCGGUUGAGAAUGUGUUUGCCACAGCGAGCAGAGACAAGUCUGUUAAGUUAUGGGAGAAGGGAGAUGGGGGAUGGGUGAACAGAGCAACGCUGAAAUUCGAGGCGCCAAUCACAGCGCUGGACUUCCUGGGCGAGGUAAUCGAGGGGAAAUGCUGGCUUGCGAUAGGUCUUGAGGAUGGAGGAUUGUAUGUCCAUCAUGUGAAAGUAGGUGAUUGGGCGAAUCUGGAGUUGCUCGUCAAGCUGGAUGAUAGGUAUUCCCAGUCUCCAAUCCGCAAAGAAAUGAAUACGAGUGACUAAUUGUGAUGAUGGGGAUAAAGAACCACCCCCGAUAGGUCGGUUACACAGAUCACCUGGCGACCAACAAAAGGCCAGGUGGGAAAGAGGGAGAUGGCGGUCAGCAGCGAAGAUUCUUCCGUGCGAGUGUACAGUAUCUCGACCGCCUAAAAGCAUAGAUAUAUAGCGAACUCUAUGGGGGGAAGAAGCAAUAACUCGAACAAGGGUGUUGUUGGGCCACCGUUACGCCAUGCUUACCUACCGUAUUGCACCAACCACGUGUAAUGCGUGCCCUCUGGGCGCGGCUGAAGAGUGCAAAAAUCUGAGAAACCGCCGAGAAACCUAACCGAAUCCCAUCUGCUCGAUCAUAGGGCCCGGUUGGGGAAAGCUCCCAGUGCCAUCCCUCCCGUGAAGGCCUCAUAGAUCAAUAGGGCUCCUUCUCAACAUUAUUAUACGUCACCUGGCCACUCUUCUUCCUAUCCCUGGGCCCCCUUUCCUCCAGAUCCUCCACCAACCAGCCAAGCGCCAGAUCCAAUAAUGCCGAAUUCCGCAUAAUGCCUCCAUUACCGCUGCCCGCACUAGCCCCCUUCCUCUCAGCCUCCUCCAGGAACGAAGCCACGGUGCCAACCGCCUUAACCUUCCCCCCCGCCAUCCUAACCAAGUUGGUCGGCCACCCGGCGAUCCCAUCCAUGAUAUGCGUAGCAUAGACAAUCGUGCACCCCCGAGUUUCCGACUCCUCCUUCAGGAACUCCAAAAACCUGAAGCGUGCAAGCACAUCCAAAUCAACCGUCACCUCAUCGAGCAGCAGAAUGGACCAGGGCCUGAGCAAGCCCAUCGCUAAUUGCACCCUCCGCCUCUCCCCGUCAGAAGCCAGAUGCAUUCGCCAGUCGACGUCGAUGUCCAGGAUGCGCACCAGCUGAUCGCGCCGGUCCGGGUACGCAUCCCCGCCCACGCUCGCCAGGAGCUCGUGCACGUAUAUAUCGUUCCGCACGAUCGGGUUCAGAACCCAUUCCAGGCCCAGAUAGGUCACGCCCUCGAGCCCGUGCGCGAAUGGGUCCACGCCGCCGAUCCGUAUACGGCCCCGGGUUGUGAGUUUUUUGCCUGAAGCGAGGCGGAGCAGCGUCGUCUUGCCGGCCCCGUUGGCGCCGAUUAGAAGUGUGCGCGAGCCGGCUGGGAGGUUGAUGUUUAUGUCUUGUAGUCCGAUGGAGUUGUCGGCGAAGGUGUAGGUUAGGUUUUGGAUGUUGAUUGUUGGGGGGUGAUUGGCCAUUUUUGUGAUUGAAGCUGGUGGUGGAGUUGGCGGAUGGAAUCGGUGGACGGAGUCGGGGGGGUGCCGUAGUCAGUUGUGAAUCUCUAGUGCGGUUGGUGGGGUAUUUAUUCGCCUUUUUUUUUCUUUUUUUUUUCGGGACCGGGUUGACUCUUCGCACAAGAAUCGCUUUAGCCCCCACCGCCGGUGAUCACAAGGUGAGGUAUCUCCAUAGCCAGAGCGGUGGGUAUUCCUUCUGGCUUAGUUAACCUCUCGGCAAAUAUUAUUUAAGUAUUUUUUCCUGGGAAAUUAUCAUGUGCUAGCAUUCCCCUGCUUCCACUGAAAGUUUGACCUACUCCCAAACCCAAUAUCUCCAUGAAACGUUGAGAUAUCCCCAUUUUCUCCCUGUUAAUGUGCAGAGGAUCAUCCACUGUGCCAUACAAUAGAGCUGCAACUCUCGUCGGAGCGGUGGUCACAAGUCCUUUAGGGUCUGAAGGUGAGCGAUAUUUUUCUUCGCAAGGAACUCCGACUACGGAUGUCCCUCAACAUAUUCCUAAUGGGGGAAGGGGAAGUAAAUCGCGCCACAGCGUAUGCCGGGAUUUUCUCAAAUGCUAUGAGUAGUACUCGAGCACAGUAAUUUAAUACCGUAGUACAGUAGUCUACCGGGUGUAGUAUGACACGAUACAAGUAGAAGAAGGGAGUUUCUCCCAGAGGGAGGAGAGAUGUCAUACCGGCUGCCGGUAUCCGGGUGCAGCAGCACCACAACCAAAUCCAACCCAACCCGACUUGUCAUAUCAUACAAGAACCCCCUUCUCGAUCGGCU